Messenger RNA from Ostertagia ostertagi, 786 nucleotides. NCBI's taxonomy places the organism in Eukaryota, Metazoa, Nematoda, Chromadorea, Rhabditida, Trichostrongylidae. The record is from the annotation of a GenBank genome assembly.
UUCCGUUUCGACCUCCUUGCUACACUCAAAGGCCAAAAUCGAAUAAUUAAACACGAAUUAUGCAGUGCUCUAAAAAUACUUGAAAGCGUGAUUCGUCACAUAGCCGAUUCCAACGUUCAUUAUCGGAUGCUGAUGGCUGUGAAUAUCUUCAAAAAUGUCAAGGACAAAAUUUCUGAUGGAGAGCGUGAUCAAGCGAAGGCUGGAUUGUUUCCUUCCCCAGAUAGUUAUGUCGAAGAUACGACGAAACUAGUAGCCGAAGUUAUUGCUCAAAUUCGAUCUAUCGUUGGUAUGAAACAGUUGCAUGAGGCUAUAGCCUUUUCAUGGAAUGUUGCAAGAUCGUCGAACAAAUCACCUGAUCCUGUUAUUGUAGGGUCAGCCGAACAGAUUCCGAAAGGAAAACCAUCGGAGGUGACCGAGAAUGUGAUCAAUCUCACUCUUUCGGCGCUCGAAUUGCCCUCAUUUUCUCACAUGAUUGGUGAAGGAACUAGCCGGAUCUGCUCCCUCGAUGAACUGCAAUGGAGUAAUUCUGAGGUCGAGCAGAGCUUUGAAACGAGUGAUUCUCCUGUCCUUGAUGAGUUGUGCGAAGAACCUCCAUUGGAGGUCGAGGAAGUAAGUAGUCUUUCCUUUUUUAAAUACAAAGCCACAGCUGGCAAAAAGAAAACAGUUCAAAAAGUAUGGAUGAGCAUCAUUACAAGUGAGAUUCGUGAGCAUUUUUGCUCCAUUGUAUUAAUUUCUUCAGCAAAUAGGAUUUGUAUUUGGAUGAUUUCCCCAGUUCUUAUGCCUCUU